AUGCUCGGCAGGUCCGGAUACCGGGCGCUGCCUCUAGGGGAUUUUGACCGCUUCCAGCAGUCGAGCUUCGGCUUUCUGGGCUCGCAGAAGGGCUGCUUGUCCCCGGAGCCGGGCGGCGUGGGGCCGGGGGCCGAUGCGCCCCAGAGCUGGCCCUCCUGCCUCUGCCAUGGCCUCAUCAGUUUCCUGGGGUUCUUGCUGCUGAUGAUCACCUUCCCUGUUUCUGGCUGGUUUGCCCUGAAGAUCGUGCCCACCUAUGAGCGGAUGAUCGUGUUCCGGCUGGGCCGGAUCCGUACCCCCCAGGGGCCUGGCAUGGUUCUGCUCCUUCCUUUUAUUGACUCCUUUCAAAGAGUGGAUCUGAGGACACGAGCCUUCAGUGUCCCUCCCUGUAAGCUGGCCUCAAAGGAUGGAGCUGUGCUGUCUGUGGGGGCCGAUGUCCAGUUCCGCAUCUGGGACCCUGUGCUGUCGGUGAUGACUGUGAAGGACCUGAACACAGCCACGCGCAUGACGGCACAGAAUGCCAUGACCAAGGCCCUGCUUAAGAGGCCACUGCGGGAGAUCCAGAUGGAGAAGCUCAAGAUCAGUGAACAGCUCCUGCUGGAGAUCAAUGAUGUGACCCGGGCCUGGGGACUGGAGGUGGACCGCAUGGAACUGGCAGUGGAGGCCGUGCUCCAGCCACCCCAGGACAGCCCAGCUGGGCCCAGCCUGGACAGCACCCUCCAGCAGCUGGCCCUCCACUUCCUGGGAGGAGGCAUGAAUUCAGUGGCAGGAGGUGCCCCCCUACUGGGGCCAGCAGACACCUUGGAGAUGGUGAGCGAAGUUGAGCUGCCUGCCCCUCAUGUUGGUGCUGGGCCCAGCCCAAAGCAGCCUGUGGCUGAGGGGCUGCUGACUGCUCUGCAGCCCUUCCUGUCUGAGGCCCUGGUCAGCCAAGUCGGGGCCUGCUACCAGUUCAAUGUCAUCCUUCCCAGUGGCACCCAGAGCAUCUACUUCCUGGACCUCACUACAGGGCAAGGAAGAGUGGGACAUGGGGUGCCUGAUGGCAUCCCCGACGUGGUGGUGGAUAUGACAGAGGAAGACCUCCAGGCCCUGUUAUGCAGAGAGCUUCGGCCCCUGGGGGCCUACAUGAGUGGGCGGCUGAAGGUGAAGGGUGACUUGGCUGUGGCCAUGAAGCUGGAGGCUGUCCUCAGGGCCCUGAAGUAACAGCCUUGGCUGACCAUUCACAGUCUAACCCCAUGCCUGGCACCAAGCCAGGGGGGGGCCUCUUGGAGGAAGAGACAUUGGCCUGCACUAUGGAGAGUUGAGACCCUAAGAAGUUUCAGGCCCAGCCAGGAGCCCAUGGAUGGAGGCUGAAAGAUGCUGGAGGCCGGGAGAGGCAGAGUCAGGCUGCCCUGCACUUCUCACCUGUUGUGGUUCUCUGGACAAGCCUUUGCCCAUGUCUGUCUUCAGCUGAGUGCCCAGCCCUGGGCGCCCAGCCCUGAGCUGGGUACACAGUGUGGUGACAGCAAGAGAAGGCUGAAACUGCUGUCUACCUGACUGACAAGAGAGGCAGGACCCACAGACACAGCCUGCCAACAGUUGCUUUGGUCCCCGUGAUUCAGACUCAAAGCUCCAGGGGUGGAUCAGAGAGGGUGGGGAAGGGAGAAGGAAGGCAGCCUUCAAGAAGAGGGAUCUGGGAAUCUGGCUGCCUUCCUGGGGGGUGGGAGAGGGCAGCAUGGGAAAGACCAGGCCUGCUGCUCCCUGUCCCUACUCCUGGGGACAUCUUGACUCAUGUGCCAGCUCUAUCUUGCAUGCCAGAGGAGCUGGGGCCUAGGGCAGCAUGAAGGAGAGCCCUGCCAUUCGUACUUCUUUCCAGAGGUUUGAAAACCGUGGACAAAUAA
Cynocephalus volans (Philippine flying lemur) is the source of this 1874-nucleotide messenger RNA. RefSeq names its product stomatin like 1 (gene STOML1). Gene Ontology annotation, cellular component: plasma membrane. The record is from RefSeq and is a predicted model, not a curated record. Bases 1 to 1197 code for a protein of 398 amino acids. NCBI's taxonomy places the organism in Eukaryota, Metazoa, Chordata, Mammalia, Dermoptera, Cynocephalidae. The transcript is spliced from 7 exons.